This is a messenger RNA of Hippocampus zosterae (dwarf seahorse), 1014 nucleotides long. RefSeq lists its product as uncharacterized. Gene Ontology annotation, biological process: transcription-dependent tethering of RNA polymerase II gene DNA at nuclear periphery; RNA export from nucleus. Gene Ontology annotation, cellular component: nuclear pore. NCBI's taxonomy places the organism in Eukaryota, Metazoa, Chordata, Actinopteri, Syngnathiformes, Syngnathidae. The transcript has a single exon. The record is from RefSeq and is a predicted model, not a curated record. The coding region runs from base 1 to 1014 and encodes 337 amino acids. Gene Ontology annotation, molecular function: ubiquitin binding; RNA binding.
AUGUACCACCACAUCCACUCCGCCAAGAUCAAGGUGGCCGACCCCAGUCACCAGCCCCUGGACACGGUCGCCCAACUGGAAUGGCUGGGGGGCGACGAGCGCUUUUUCGUGGCAGGCGGCUGGGACGGCUACCUCCGGGUCUACACCAUCGAGAACAGUACCUAUACUCAGUCCAUCAAAGAGGUUUUCAGUCUGUUCCUCGGUGAGCCCAUCAUCUGCAUGGCCAUCGUCCAAAGCCACGUCUGUGUCGGGCUGGCCAAUGGCGCGAUUUACUUCAUUGACCUGAACUCGAAAUCGCAGAGCUUGGUGGGCCGGCACGAGGGCCCGGUCACGAUGCUGGCGUGGAAGGAGAACAUGGCCAUGCUGGUGUCAGGGGGGACGGACAAGAAGGUGUUCUUCUGGCGACUGGGCGACCCCAGCCCGUCCGGCUCACACAUCCUGGGAGAGCGCGUGCUGAACGGGGACCUACGGGGGAACGCCCUGGUGCUGGGCCUGUCGAACGAGAACUACAUCUGUUGCAACCUUGACCUGACGAUGAAGCAGGACAUGGUGAGAUCCUCACUGGGCUCAUACUCGGUGCUGUCGGCGGUGCGCUUCAACCAGCAGCUGAGCAUCUGCCUCAUGGGCUCGAUCGACGGCCGCGUGGCCAUCAACAACGUCGGCAAGAGGCACGAGCAGUACGAACUGGAAAAGGCCCUGAUCUUCAAGGCCUGCAAGGUAGAGAAAGAGACCUCGUCCUACAUCAAGACGGAUAUAAGCCAUCCCAUCAACUGCAUGGACUUCCACCCCCAUCACUCCGAGAACUUUGCCUGCGGGUCCGCUACCAACAAGCUCGCCAUCUGGAACACCAGCAGUCGCAACCAUGUGAUGAUCAUCGACGUGGACUCCCCGGUGACGGCGGUGCGUUUCUCUCCCUCGGGAAAGUUGCUGGCCUACGCUCUGGGCGACGACUGGCGCAACGGACUCUGCAUGUUCGGCAAGGUCGCCCCCAGCAUCCUGGUCGAAAGGCUCUGA